AUGACAGCAGACGCUACAAUAGCACGCGGCGUGAUUCAGACAUUGGCAAACCUCAAGCAAAGUGUCAAGGGGAUGGAGGAGCCACAAAGGGUCUCAGAAGGGGAUACCCCCAUUGCCAAAGAAACAUCCGAGAAGGAACCUGGCAACGUAGACAACAAUGCCGACGUCAAGAACGCUACUGAACCAAUGAAAGAUGGGAAAAACGACAACGAAAAGAGUGACUGCGGCGCUCCCAGAAUCAUCAUGGCUUACAUCCCAGCCUCCGCCCCGGCUUCACCCCCGGCUCCUGGCCGCAACACCCCGGAGGCAUCUAACGGCGGAGGUCGUUCCGAAACUCCCAACUUGACGGCAAAGCUCAACCAAGCUAUCCACGAAUAUCGCGCUCGGGAAGAGAGAGUCGGCGAUCUAGGCCAGCCGGACCAAGAAGGCUACGAGGGAGACACGUAUUCACAAGGCGCGCAUCAAGGAUGCUGUGACCACGACCACGAGAACCAGUUUGCAGCCCAUGAUGAGCAAUACUCGCCUCCUCAUCUUCAGCAAGGCUGCAAUGGCCACUCACUACCCUAUGUCAACGCACCGGGGUGCUGGACUCCUUACCACCCAGCUUCCAGUGCUCCCCUGUACAUGCAGCCACCUUUUGGGCCUCCUUUUCAGCAGCAGCAGCAGCAGCAGCAGUACGCCGUUCCUUAUUACCCACCGGUUUCUCAGCCUUAUAACUUGUCUUUUCCCUCCCCUCAUUACUUUUCCAACCCCCAUGACUACCAGUACUUGCCCAACCCCCAUCACCACCAGCACUUCUCAAUCCCUUUUGCCCCUCCUGCCCGUCCACCCCAUGUCCGGUCUAUCCCUUCCUAUGCUCAUCAUCCCUCCCCACCCCACCACCAGUUCCUGCACCCCCCAUCCCAAGAUCCCAACGUCCUUGAGUUGACCAAGCACCUCCAUAAUAUCCACGCCCAGCUCAACGGCCUCGACGCCGCCCACGAAGUCGAGAUCUGGCGCCACGGCAAGUACAACUUCCACCGCCGCCGCGCCAAGCACCUCCGUAAGAUCAAGAGGGAGAAAGUAGAGGAGAUGGUGGCUGUUGUGAGGGAGUUGCGGGCUUUGGGUGUUGGAGGGUACGGACGGCAUCACCACCAGCCUCCUCAGCCUCAAGGUCAACAAGAGACAUGGACGCAGGAAUUGAUGGGUUGGAGGACAACGGCGCCGGGAUGGGGACGUGGACAUGGACAGCCUGCGCGUUAUGGACAGCAGGAAGAGCAGUGGUUGGGAGGAGGAUAUGGAUAUGGACAUGGAUACGGACGCGGACAUUCGAAGGUGGAGGUGGAGGUUGAGCACAAUGGUGGAAAUGGACGCUGCAGCUGCGACGAGAACGGUGCUCAUGUCGAUUCUCCGCCUACGGACAGUGCCGUUGAGAGUAUGGCGUGCGAAUGCGAGUGCGGAUGCACUACGGUCGACGAAGAAGCUAGCCCCGUAGGCGAGUCGAGUGAUGUCGUGAUGCCAGCAGGAGCAGGCGAAACCAGAGCUCGCGCCUUGUCGCUUGAUGGCAUGAGAGAGCAGGUCAAAGCCGUCGAGGCUCAUGAGAAGCAACAUAAAUACGGUGACGGCGGCGGGAACGAGCAGGGCGAAAGCGCUGCGAAGAGUAGCAGCUGUGCGCGUGCCGGGUCUUGGUCAGACGCACAGGUCGUCAUCUCUGAAGAGCUUCGGGGUAAUUGGCGGAAGAAGAUGAGGGAUUAAAGAAGGGGUGAUUUCCGAUAUUCGAAUGAGCGUGUGCUUUGGAAUUGGCGUCAAAAGAAAAGAAAAACGUAAAUGAAAACAGCUGUUUUAGCAAAGGAUCAUGGAGAUAGUUACCCAGCGAAGCGCGUAUUUAACCGGACUAGGAGGAAGAUACACCUAAAUUGAAGGCCUAAUCGACAUAGUAUUGCUGG
Molecule: messenger RNA, 1925 nt
Organism: Neurospora crassa OR74A
Lineage: Eukaryota; Fungi; Ascomycota; Sordariomycetes; Sordariales; Sordariaceae
Exons: 2
Coding region: 1-1734 (577 amino acids)
Source: RefSeq, a predicted model, not a curated record